Molecule: messenger RNA, 5704 nt
Organism: Culex pipiens pallens (northern house mosquito)
Lineage: Eukaryota; Metazoa; Arthropoda; Insecta; Diptera; Culicidae
Gene: alt
Product: ribosome-binding protein 1
Exons: 9
Coding region: 300-2972 (890 amino acids)
Cellular component (GO): endoplasmic reticulum membrane
Source: RefSeq, a predicted model, not a curated record
ACGUGGUCAAUUUGUGUGCGAAGAGUGUAAUUUUGUCAUCGUCGCCGCAGUUCGAUCGUCGUCGCAUCCGUUCCCGGACGGUUCUCUGGUGCGUUUUUCUUCCUUCUGGUCCGUCGUUGUGUGUCCGAUCCGUGGUGUCCCCGUGGAACCUGCCAGCACAAAGGUGUGCACCGUGUGCGUGUUAGUGUGUAUCGGAUUACCUUUUCCGGAGGAGAAGCGCAGUGCAAAAAUUUGACCGCGCAGUAUCGACAACACCCGUAGGAUCAAACCCCCGGUAGCCGCGAGCAAACAAUGCAAAUAUGGACCUGUCCGUGCUCAUCGUAAUGUUCGUCGCGACCCUGCUCGUGCUCGUUGGUCUGUACUUUUUCCUGAUGAAGCCCCUGGCCGGCAAGUCGUACGAAGAGAUGCAGAAGGAGAAGCUCGCGAUGCGCGAGAAGAUUAUGGGAACCGGUGCCGGUGCCGCCACCAGCGCCAAGUCGUCCAAGGAUAACGCCAACAAGAAAACGAAAAAGGUCAACAAGAACAAGCAGCAGCAGAAGCAGAAGGCCGCCGUCAAGGACUCCGACCAGGACUCGGUGGUGGAGACCGAAUCGGCCGAGUCCGAGUUUGAGGAGGAGAUCAACCCGCUGACCUACGCCAAGAAGAAGGUGAACGCGAGCGUCGAGUACGCCGAGACGGAAGCGUUUGCGCUGAACGCCGACGGGCAUGGAAAGAAAAAGGACAAACCAAACCAGGGCAAGAAGAACAACAAGCAAAAGGGAGGCAUUCUGCUGAACAAGUCGGAACCGGUGCUGGUGAAGCAGGAGUCGGCCCAGGAGAUCAACCACUUUGAGGAGAUUCACCCGAAGGAUGCGCUGGAAAUCGCUCGUCAACACAAAGAGGAAGACGCUAAGAAGUCUCAGCCGAAGGAAGUCGCGGACAAGGCCCGUCAACCUGCCGCUGCCACCACCGCUGCCGUGAAGAAGGAGGAAGAAGUCAAGACCAAAUCUCACCCCAAGGAUCAACGCAAGCAAAAGAACAAGGAGAACGCCAAGCCACCGCUGACCAAAACUAGCGCCGUUGAGGAGAUUCCGGUCGUGCCGGCUGUGGUGGCCCCGGUAGUGAUGGCCAACCCCGUUGCAGCCCCCGCCGAAGUCAAGUCGUCCGCCAACGUCGUCAACAAGGACAAGUCCAACAAGAAGAAGAAGAACGAACUCAUCACCCAGCAGCUGGCCGCCGAAGUGCACGACGCCGUCAACGUCCAAUCGCUGGUGCGCAUCCUCGCCAAGGCCGACCUGCCCCGCAACGAUAUUCAAAUUUUGAUCGACUUUCUGCUGAACAAGCAGCAGGACACGCUUACGAAGGACCCGUCCGAGUGGAACGACCCCUCGGACCCGCUGCAGAAGCUCAAGAAGCAGCUCCAGGAAAAGCAAAACCAACUCGACGAGGAACAGAAGGGCGCCGCCGGCCUUCACGCCAAGCUCAAGGAGCUGCGCCAGGAGUUGAACAGCGAGAAAUCUCAGGCCAGCGCCGUCGUCAAGGGCUUCAACGAGGAGCUCAACAACAAGAAACUCGAAGUCCAGAGCCUGUCCCAGCAGCUGCAGCUCGUUUCGGACAAGUACUCGGCCGAAAAGCAAGCCCUCACCCACCAGUUCCAGCAGCUGCAGGCCAAGUACGUGCAGCUGUCGGAGAAGCAUGCCGCCGCCCAGGAAGGCGUCGCCAGCGUUGCCCAACUCAACGAGAACAUGCAAAUCCUACAGCGCGAACUCAUGACCAAGAGCCAACUGCUGAACGAGAAGCUGCAGGUCGAAGAGGAACUGCUCAAGAAGAAGACUGAAUACGAGAUGCUGCUCCGCAGCAAAGACGAAGCCCUCCAGCAGCGUGCACAAGACGUUGCCGCGUACGAGGCCGAACUGCAGCAGCUGCGCGUCGUCGCCACCCAAAAGGACGAGCUGGCCAAAUCCUGCCAGCAGCAGAGCUUCGAAAUCGACCAACUCAAAUCCCAACUGGGCGAGCUCCAGCUCAAGCAGAAGCAGGCAGCGGCCGCCAGCAACCAGGUCGAGGAGAGCAGCAAGGUCGAACUCCGAAACCUCCAGAAUGCCUUAGACUCGAGCAAAACGGAGCUGGCCGGCUGCCGGGCCGAGCUCGUCGCCGCCAAGUCCCGCUCCGGCGACCAGGACCAGCAGCUGAAGGAGCUGCGCGUCCGCGAGGAGGACCUCCAGAAGCAGCUGCACGAGCAGCGCGAGAAGAACAAUGAUUUGCGCAUGAAGAACUGGAAGUUGAUAGAGGCACUGCAAGUGGCCCAAAGCAAAACGGCCACCACUAACACGAGUCAAAGUAGCAAAGUUGAAUUGACGGCGGCGGCCAGUAAAAUUGCGUCCAACCAUGUCGUCGUGGAAGCGCCCGCACCCAAGGUCGACAUCGACAAGGUCAUCCUGGAGGAACAGAACCGCACCAAGGAUCUGCUGGUGAAGCUGCUCCCGACGGAGAUCGUCUCGGCACUGCCACUGGACGCGGCCAACUUUUACAGCUGGCUCGAGUCCACCGUUGUCUGCAUCCAGGAGCAGCAGCAGGAGUGCAUCCGAACUGCCACAGAAGCUGCUGCUGCGGCGGCGGCGGCGGCUGCCUCGGUCGCGGUCACCACCACCACCACCAACAGUAAUAAUAGCACCGAGGUGGGGCACCUCAACUGCAAUAGUAGGAGUAGUAACAAUAAUAGUAGUUUAUACGAAAAUAAUGACGCCAACGGCAACGACGGCAGCAAUAAGAAUGGUGCCCCCGAGGGAGACCUGGAGGACCAGCAGGUGCUGGCGCAGCGGAACGAACAGCUCCAGAAGACCGUCGAUCAGUACAAGACGAUCAUCGCGGACACGGAAAUCAUGCUGAAAAACCUAGAAUCGAAAGUAAUCGAACAGGACAUCCACUGGCGCUCGGUGGUGCAAGCGAAAGAGAAAGAACUGAACCUGCUCAAGUCGGCCGGCGCGAUGCAGUAGUGUUGAGAGCGCGUGCGCGUGAGAGUGUGUGAACGAGCGAGCGUGCGAGCGAAAUUGAGUGAGUGAUCGAAGAUCGAUGUGACAACCCCCGCGAGACUUUGGUAAGGUAAGAAGAAGUGAUCAGCGUUGGGUUCCGGGUCACUGGGUAGGGUCACACUCGCAGCUGCCUUGUAGAGAUAUAACGCGCCCGCGGAAUUCUUAUGUAUCCCGAAAGUAUUGCCAGGAUAUUUUUGCUCGGAUUACGACAUAAAGACAUGUUCCCUUUUUUUCUUCUUCUUGCUCUUUCUUUCACAGACCGUGACUAAAAGAAGAGGACUGAAUCGCGCGCGAAAGUAGUGAUCGCCACACAAAAACACACACCUCCACACACAGAUUAUCUCGAAUUUCAGUCCUAGAUCGUACCGAGUUUUGUCAAAAUUCAUCCUAUUAUCGGUAGAACAAAAAAAUCUUAGAGUUUCAAAGCGCCACACCUAAAAAGCCGGUCUUGAGAAGGGGUGUCGUGCGUGCAAAUCAUGCUCAAAUUCGAUCCAAUAGUUGCUUUUUAUGAAAUCAAAAUUUGUCCGGACCGUCACCAAACAGGCUCGGUAGGACGAUGAGCUGACUGUGUUCUGGCAGAUGAGACUGUGACCCGAAACGUGACCCCGAACCGUGUAGACUUUCCGAGUGAAAGGGAGAGAUACAUAAGUGUUAUUAGUAUGAGAACAAACUAUUGUGAAUUUUUAGGAUGGGAUACGAGUAUAAAUUACCCAAAUUAAUCAGUUGUAGUAUAUUCACAUACGAAAAACGCAUUUUGUUUCGCUUUCCGCAUUUCCGAAACUGAAGGAAUCCUGGUUUAUUUUUUUGGUACCGCUGCGAAAAUCAAAAGAGAGGUUAGCAUUUUCCUUUUUAAUAAGAGCCCAAUUCCAAACAGUGAAGCGAAAAACGUUGUACAUGUAAACUAAGAGAAAUAAUGACUAAUAUACUCCCCUACCCCGCCCAUGCUGCUGAAAACGCAAGAACCCUCUCACAGACAAACGUACGUAAAUCUGCUUUAGAAUUUCGUCAUGCAACAUUUUAACGGUCAAUUCAAAAUGUUUGGAAGCUCACCACGGCAGUUUUGAACUCACCACAGCUCUGGUUUUGACGCCUUUGGCAGUUUGUUGAAAAUUCAAUAGAGCAGUUCGGUUUCAAUUAACGAUUUCCAAAUAUUCGAAAAAAUAUUACUUAAAUCAGAUUUUUGCAAAUAUGAGUUGAAAUAGUUAAAUUUUACCCUUAAUCGGUUAAAGGAGGUGGCAAACAAACAAACUUAUCCUACAACUUUACAAAACAUUAUCAAUCAGAAACACCCUUAUCGAAAUACUGAUUUUUGGAUAUUUGCACAGCAAUUCUUUAAUGGUCAGCCCAAAAAUUAGUAUGGACAAAUCUGUCAUGAAAAAUUGCUUCUUUUGACAUCCAGUUUAAGACCGUUGCAAAUAUUUUUCAAAGUUUCGCAGCAAGCCGUAGUCGAAAAUGAUGGCCAUUAUGCGCAGAGCGACCUAAAUUUUUAACGCAUCGAUUUCCCUCGAACAUAUUUUAGUGAGAAAUUGAUAUUUUCGCAACAGGCAACAGGUUGCGCUAGUGAGCAAUCUUUUUUUUAUUUUUUUAUUUGUGGAUUUUCACUAAUAUAUGAAAACCCAGCAAGAAUCUGUAUACCGAUUUACAUGAAUUUAUUUGAUCAAGUACGAUUUAGUUUUAAACUUCUCAUCACUCAUAUAGUGCGUAGCGAGCCACAUUUUGUCACCGAAUUUACUACGUAAAAAAAACCCUGAGAAAAUCUUCCAGCGUAGAAGCAACCAACAUACACGUAACAUUAGACACGAAAGAACAAGAAAAUGAAAACACUCUCAAUUAAGUAAUCAAUGUCCCUUAUAUGUUGCCCCUCAAUCGACCGAUUGUUAAAAACAAUGAAUAUCUACGUAUAUUUAGUACUAAAGAAACGUUACUCCUUCAUUAACCACCAACACACACAGUUUAUACUUUUUAAGCCACGUUAACCCCAUCUUUUAUUUGUGUUUGCUCGAGAAAGAUUCCAUCGAAUCAAGUUUAGUGCAACAAGCCGACUCCUGCUUGUUGCAAAAAUGCCCUACUAUUUAUUUCCCGACUUGUUGAAACACACGAAAGUAAAAGGACAAACUUAUAAAAAAAACUAAAUGUGUACCCCCCUCAAACCAGUAUCGUGGAAGAGAGAGAGAGCGCGCGCACGAAAUCGAGAUAGAGAAGAAAUCCACGUUUGCGCGCGAGCGUCGCUGAAAAAGACAUGUGAAAUAUUAUUUUUUAUACAUAAAAGAAAGGAUAAAAAUGAAUAACUAGAAAGUAACAGUUAGAUAAAUCAUAUACAUAUAUUAUAUCUUCUAGGAGAACAAACAAAAAGAACUAUGAAUGAGUAAAAAGAGCAAAUUGUGCGCGCAAAUGACAGCAUCCGCGAGAAAGAGAAUGACUAUUGGCUGAGCAGAAGAAAAAGCCCAAAAACUGAGUUGUCGUCAACCGAGACUAUAAAUUACGAUUACCUAAAAAAAAAAAAAAAAACAAAUGAAUGCACAGAAAGCUUUCCGUGAUGCCCCGUGAAAAUGUAGAAGGAGAAGAGGAAAAAAGAAAUAAAAAAAAACAAAGAUUCCGUUUUCUUUUUUGGAUUACACACACUCAAAUUGACGAUCAGACGCGUCGUCAAACGUAAAACAGAAAUUAAACCCUUAUUCAAUGCAACAAAAAACAAA